Oryzias latipes (Japanese medaka) is the source of this 2579-nucleotide messenger RNA. RefSeq names its product homologous recombination factor with OB-fold (gene hrob). The record is from RefSeq and is a predicted model, not a curated record. Gene Ontology annotation, biological process: recombinational repair. NCBI's taxonomy places the organism in Eukaryota, Metazoa, Chordata, Actinopteri, Beloniformes, Adrianichthyidae.
GCGGCAGCUGCAGUUUCGGACCUGAAGGAUCUGCGAGUUGAACACACCGACUCUCCAGCGUUGGUGCUGGUUGAAUGGCAGUCAGUACUAGCUUGUAAUGUUUGUCUGAACUGAAUUCUCGCUGUUUUUAUCGCGAUAUCUCAUGACGGCCAUGACCUGCAGACUGGGUGGGCUGUUCAGCUUGGAUGAAGACUUUGAUGAUGAGGUGACUCCAGGCACACCCGAUGUUCUCGGGACGGACUGGCACACCGAUUCUGCCUCUGAGGCCGCCAGCGCUGCAGCCACCAUGUCCUCCGCUGCAAAUGCAGAGCAGGAAGAAGUCGGUCUUCAGCAAAGGCGGGACUGUCCACCCCCCCUGUGUGAUGGGGCGACCUCAAGGACCUUCAGGGCUGCUGCUCAAAACGCUGCUUUGGCUCUCCGACAGAUCCCCCCCACCACCCGGGCUCUCCGAUCCCCCCUGAUUACUUCAAAUGAUUCGAAGCAGUUGGCAUCACAAAACCACAGUGACCCCAAAGGCCUGCUGACAUCCUCGGUGGAUCUGGAUGAUUUUGAUGACUGGGAUGUUGACUUGGCGGACUUGGAUGAGUGUGACAGCUCAUCGAAGCAGCCGCCUCCGGCAGCAGCAGAACCCUCCUCUUCUGCAAAAGCUUUGCGACCCUCCGCUUUAAGAGGGAGCCAUGACAGGACUUUCAGAGAGCACACCCCUGAGACUUCUGGAUCCUCUUGUUUCACUGCGGCACGGCGGAGCCUCCCUGCAAAUCCGGGAUCUUCAAAUCCCCCUCAGAGUCCUGUGGUUCUCCGGAGCCUCGCUGCAGCUUCUCCGGCAUCCAGCAGCUUUUCCAAUCCUCAGCAAACGCACAAACCAUGGACCACUCCGCGCGCCUCCCCUCAGGCCCACGGACUCUUUGAAACGGUCUCCCCUUCGGUGCCACCCUCGGCGCUCAGUCCCCAUCCCCUGCACACCCCCGUCCUCACCAACCGCCUGGUCCAGCUGGUGUCUGCUUCCAGUAAGCUCCCCAAGAAGAGGCCUCGCUCGGAAUCCCGUCAGCGGAGAACCCGGCGUUUUCCGGGUCCUGCAGGUCUCCUGCCGCAGCAGCCUCAGGCUCAGAACCUGGACCAGAUUGUGGUUUCGGUUCCUAAGACGCCCGCACACGGAGCGGCAGCUCGCCCGCCGAGCCAGGCCUCCUGCUCGCAAACGGAGGAAGAGGAGUUCAGCGCUGGAGGCUGGGCUGCGAUGAAAGCAGAGAUGGGACUGGAUGAGAGGAAUCCUUCCUGCUUCCUGCACAGCUAUAGCGUCGUCAUGGUGCUUCGGAAGGCGGCGCUGAAACAGCUGGCGAGGAACAAAGUGCCAAACAUGGCUGUCCUGCUGAAGAGCAUCAUCCACACCAACGCUGACGCCAAGGCCGUGUUCAGAGACCCAACAGGAGAGAUGCAGGGGACGGUGCACCGGCGCCUCCUGGAGGAACGAGCUGAGGAGCUGAGGGUCGGAGCGGUUCUUCUGCUCAAACAAGUGGGCGUCUUCUCCCCCUCCCACCGCAACCACUACUUGAAUGUGACGCCCAACAACCUGCUGAGGAUCUACGCCCCUGACGGAGUCGGUCUGUUUUCCACCCGGCUUUCGCCUCUGGACUUGGAGUCCCCCCCCACUCGGGGCCCCUCUGUCCGCCGGGAGGCGGUGUCUCAGAUGCAGCUGGUGUUUGAUGAAGAGGACGAUGAGGGGGAGAGAUGUACGGAGGGAUCUGCAGAGCCUCCAGUGCAAAGUCGCACUGAGAUUCAGACAUCCUUCAGCGCCAGCAGAGCUCCCCAAGAGCAUGCUGGGAACGCAGCGCCGCAGGACGCGGACUGGGACGCAGACGAUGACCUGGAUGAGCUGCUGGGAGCGCUGCCUGAGGACGCCUGCAGCCUCUGAACCUUCUCCGUCCCCGCGCCGCCUCCUACAUCACCUUCAGGAACCUGUUAAAUAUGUGCAAGAUGGGUUGGAAAAAGGUUUUCUUUUCUGUAGAAAGUGUUUGAUAUCCAGAAAAGUCCCUUUCCUGAUGAUGAGGAAGUUUGAGAGAAAACUUCUAAUAUCAGAAAUCUGCUUUGUUUUUUUUGUAAAUACAGAGUUUAUGCUAAUCCCUGUUUCACAUAAAAAAUGUAUAUACAUGUUGUCCUGUCCUUUAUUUUUUUGUCACAGACCUCAAUGUUCCUCCCUGUUAAGGUCUCCUCUCAGUGUUAGUUACCGCUGUGGUCUUUUCGAGGCAGAAUUUGCAGGUGAGGUUUCCUUUCAGCCUCAUGAAGGCUCACAUACGGAGGUAAUGAAGCGCUGGCGUCUGUCAGGGAGGAUUUGUCCUGGACUCCUCCAACACCUCAGCUUCUUCCUAACAAAUCAGGGUAAGCCUCUUCAUUCCAGCUGUGGUGCCGAGGCCAGAAUCAAUCCUUCUGCAGUGCACACGGAGAGAGAAAACGGGAUGUAAUCGUACUGAGGGCCUCACCUGAGUCACAGAUGAGUCAUUUAACAGGAACAUAUGGAUUUGGAAUAUUUGCACUAUUUAUGUUAGUGCAGUUUUUCCCCAUUAAAGUCUCCAAAUGAGCUGAAA